AUGUGAGUAUGAAAGAGAAAGUUGUUCAAAAGUUGCCAUAAAUUAAUUGUACAAAUAUCAUUUCUCUUUAUUUAAUUGGGAUUGGUGAAUACUAGACCUUGUUGUCCAAGAGGUGUCAGCUCAAAGCUUGACUUUGUAGCCUAAAGGGACAUGGUUCAAACCAUCCCACUUGAGAAAGUUGUAAAAUGGCCAUUAGUGCCACUCUUAUUCCCUUCUAUGUUUUUUUAAAGGUCACUCAUUGUUGGUUUUGGUUAAGCCAAAUGCUCUUUUAUUUUUGUUUAAUUCCUUUACUAGAAGUAGAGUUGUCUCUGGGAAGAGCAUGUAUAGUUUUUGCAAUGUUCGGGUGACAUAAUUAUUUUUGUGUUACUAUUGUUAAUUUAGAGUCAUUUCUUAAUUUUGUUUAUUUUUAUUAUUAUUUAAAUUUCUUCAUGUUUUAGUUAUGGAUUUUCUUCUUUUAUUCUUUAGUUUCAACAUUUAAUAAAUGUUAGUUUGCUUACUAUGCUAUGCCUGAUCCUCUCUUGGAUGGUAAAAUUUUCACUGAUGAUUGAUUUUUUGAGAAUCCAAACUAGCUUUUGUCAAAGUUUUCUUUAGGUUAUAAUCAUUUAUGGGCAAGUUUGAAACUUUUUCUACACAACUUUUUUUUUAUGCGUAUAUUGGAAAUGAGUUAAGCUUUGACAGUUUAUGAAAAUCAGAUAUGUCAUUAGGUGUUUAUUUUGAAGGAUUUUUUGGAUCAUAGGAAAAGUUGUAGAGAUGUAUUUGUUUUGUUGGGAAGUUGGUGUCAUCAAAGACCACAUCAAUAUCUUUAUGAUUAUGAGUUUACUUGGACUUCUUUUGUAAAAUUGUAGAGCAUAAAUAUCCACAUUCGGGAAAUUGGAAAAUUUAUAGUACAUGCAACAAUACGAUGCUAAAGCAACCUUCAAACUUUGUUUUAAUGUCAUAUUCUAUUAUGUUUUGUUUGUAUUGUUGCAAUAUUUACAUGUGGAGUUGUUUCAAAUCACUUGCUUUGCCUUAUAGGGAAUGCUCUUAUUGACUAACUCUCUAUCUUUAUUAUUAUUUCAACAUUAUAUUAUUAUGAUAAACACAUGAUACUAGUUCAAUAUUCUCAAAUGUUUUAAACAUCCGGGGACUGCCAAAUAUUAUUAUUGCUAAAGGCUAGAGCUAUAUUUACAUUUGAACUGGAGCUUUUAUAUUUGACCACGUGUAUACAGAUUAUCAUUUAGAAUAUAGAAAUGGACACAAAACUAGCAAAGACAUUGGAUGGAGCUGCACUCAAUAAGAAGCGAGAGCAUGCUACCCGAUGUGUUGCAGAUGAUAGCAACGAUAAAGUGGGCAGUGAAAAUACUGUUGUAGAUAUUAAGCAAGAGCCAGAUGUAAAUUUAGAUGCUUAUACUGAAUAUGCUUUUGAAAAUCUGGAUGUGGAUUCUGUACAAAGGAUGUUUCUUACAGGAAUGACUUUUUUGGGCUUUAUCGAGUCUGACAUAGUUGAGGUUUACCGCAACUCAGGAAAGUCAAUGCAAAUACGCCUUGAUUUAUUCAAGAUGCAAGUUGAUAUUACAAAAGAAGUUAAAGGGGAUGCUAAUGUUCGGUAUGCGUGGUUUGCUUCUUCUAAAGAGGAACUAUCAACAAUGAUGGAACAUGGAUUUAGUCACUAUGAACUAUCUCCACCCAAAUGCUUAUAUGGCUUUGGUGUUCAUCUUGCAACUCUUCCUCACCCUUAUGUCUGUUCACUUUUUUGUGAUGUUGACGAAAAUGGGACUAAAUAUUUGGUCUUAUGCCGUGUCAUAAUGGAGAAUAUGGAGCUUCUUCGUCCUAAUAGUGAUCAAGUUCGUCCAAGUGGUUAUGAGUAUGAUAAUGGGGUGGAUAACAUUCAAUGUCCAAAGUACUAUGUUGUUUGGAAUAUAAAUAUAAACACGCAUAUCUAUCCAGAAUUCGUUGUUAGGUUCAAAUCCUCUUUGGAAGCUGAAGGUGAUGUAACGUUCCUUUAGAAUUUUCCCCCCUCGUGUGGGAGUGUUAGACAUAUAGUUAUCUAUAAAAGAAAACAUGGUGUACAUGUCGGCAUUACAUAAAUGUCAUUGAAUCAUGAAAGAGUUAAUUAUUGGCAAACCAAUUAACAUGUAAUUCUUUUCAACAUAUUAACU
This is a messenger RNA of Medicago truncatula (barrel medic), 2138 nucleotides long. RefSeq names its product probable inactive poly [ADP-ribose] polymerase SRO1. The transcript has 2 exons. The coding region runs from base 1230 to 1985 and encodes 251 amino acids. Gene Ontology annotation, molecular function: NAD+ poly-ADP-ribosyltransferase activity. Lineage: Eukaryota; Viridiplantae; Streptophyta; Magnoliopsida; Fabales; Fabaceae. The record is from RefSeq and is a predicted model, not a curated record.